Molecule: messenger RNA, 764 nt
Organism: Dicentrarchus labrax (European seabass)
Lineage: Eukaryota; Metazoa; Chordata; Actinopteri; Moronidae
Gene: ak1
Product: adenylate kinase 1
Exons: 7
Coding region: 165-746 (193 amino acids)
Biological process (GO): nucleoside triphosphate biosynthetic process; ATP metabolic process
Cellular component (GO): cytosol; cytoplasm
Molecular function (GO): ATP binding; nucleoside diphosphate kinase activity; AMP kinase activity
Source: RefSeq, a predicted model, not a curated record
UGAGCUAUAAAAAGGCAUAGCAUGGGGGAGGGAGGGCUGCCGUGCAGCAGGAACUGUGCAGACACACACACACGGGGAUCCAGGGACAGCAGCCCCCUUGCACUGGGAACUAGAGCCGCAGCACGAAAGAGAGUUGAAGGAAAACACUCAUCAAACGCAACACAAUGGCAGACAAAAUUAAAGAUGCCAAGAUCAUCUUUGUUGUGGGUGGGCCUGGCUCUGGAAAGGGCACCCAGUGUGAGAAAAUAGUUGCAAAGUAUGGCUACACCCACCUGUCAUCUGGAGAUCUGCUCCGUGCUGAGGUGGCUUCUGGCUCUGAGAGGGGCAAACAGCUCCAGGCCAUCAUGCAGAAGGGAGAGCUUGUGCCCCUGGACACCGUCUUGGACAUGAUUAAAGACGCAAUGAUCGCCAAGGCUGAUGUCUCCAAGGGCUUCCUUAUUGAUGGCUACCCCCGUGAGGUCAAGCAGGGCGAGGAGUUUGAGAAGAAGAUCGGCAAACCCUGCCUGCUGCUGUACGUUGACGCAAAAGGAGAGACCAUGGUCAAGAGGCUUUUGAAGCGUGGUGAGACCAGCGGCCGUUCUGAUGACAAUGAGGAGACAAUCAAGAAGCGCCUUGACUUGUAUUACAAAGCAACUGAGCCAGUCAUCGCCUUUUAUGAGAGCCGUGGCAUUGUCAGGAAGGUUGACUCCGAGCUGCCAGUGGAUGAGGUCUUCAGCCAAGUGGCCAAGGCUAUUGAUGCACUGUAGUAAAACAACAUAACUGGA